GCGGGCGGUGGCGGCUCCUCCCGGCGCGGGUAGCCACUCGUAGCUGCGAGAGAGGGGCGGGGUGGCCGGGGCCGCGCUCCCCGGGCCAGCUCGCGGCCCGCCCCGCCGCCCCGGCCCCCCGCAUGAGGGUAUAUAUUCGGAGCGGGCGCGGGACGCCGAGGAGUGGCUGCGCGCUGGGAGCCGGAGCCGGGCGGAGUCGCUGUCGCGCCGAGGGAGGUUUACAGGUGCAGAGAUUACACCUCUAUUUUCACAAAGCUUGGCUACCAGAGCAUUAUGAAUGUUAACGAUCUCAAACUCAGGUUGUCCAAAGCUGGACAGGAACACCUGCUACAGUUCUGGAAUGAGCUGGAUGAAGCCCAACAGGUAGAACUUUAUGGAGAGCUCCAGGCCAUGAACUUUGAGGAGCUGAACUUCUUUUUCCAGAAGGCAAUUGAAGAUUUUAACCAAUCCUCUCAGCAAGAGAAGAUGGAUGCACGAAUGGAGCCUGUCCCUCGAGAGGUGUUGGGCAGUGCCACCAGGGACCAAGAUCGGCUGCAAGCCUGGGAAAGUGAAGGACUUUUCCAGAUUGCUCAGAACAAAGUGGCAGUUCUUCUUCUAGCUGGCGGGCAGGGGACGAGACUCGGUGUUGCAUAUCCCAAGGGAAUGUAUGAUGUUGGUUUGCCAUCUCAUAAGACCCUUUUUCAGAUUCAGGCAGAGCGUAUCCUGAAGCUUCAACAGUUAGCUGAAAAAUACCAUGGCAACAAAUGCAUCAUUCCAUGGUAUAUAAUGACCAGUGGCAGAACAAUGGAAUCUACAAAGGAAUUCUUCACAAAGCACAAGUACUUUGGUUUAAAGAAAGAGAAUGUAAUCUUUUUUCAGCAGGGAAUGCUGCCUGCUAUGAGUUUUGAUGGGAAAAUUAUUUUGGAAGAGAAGAACAAGGUUUCUAUGGCUCCAGAUGGGAAUGGUGGUCUUUAUCGGGCUCUUGCAGCCCAGAAUAUUGUGGAGGACAUGGAGCAGAGAGGCAUUUGGAGCAUUCAUGUCUAUUGUGUUGACAACAUCCUAGUAAAAGUGGCAGACCCACGGUUCAUUGGAUUUUGCAUUCAGAAAGGAGCGGACUGCGGUGCGAAGGUGGUAGAGAAAACGAACCCUACGGAGCCAGUGGGGGUGGUUUGCCGCGUGGAUGGAGUCUACCAGGUGGUGGAGUACAGUGAGAUUUCCCUGGCGACGGCUCAGAAACGAAGCUCGGAUGGACGCCUGCUAUUCAAUGCAGGGAACAUAGCCAACCAUUUCUUCACCGUACCAUUUCUGAGAGAUGUUGUCAAUAUUUAUGAACCUCAGUUGCAGCACCAUGUGGCUCAAAAGAAGAUUCCAUAUGUGGAUUCCCAGGGGCAAUUAAUUAAGCCAGACAAACCAAAUGGAAUAAAGAUGGAAAAAUUUGUCUUUGACAUCUUCCAGUUUGCAAAGAAGUUUGUGGUGUAUGAAGUGCUGCGGGAAGAUGAGUUUUCCCCACUAAAGAAUGCGGACAGUCAGAACGGGAAGGACAAUCCUACUACUGCGAGGCACGCCCUGCUGUCCCUUCAUCACUGCUGGGUCCUCAACGCAGGGGGCCACUUCAUCGACGAAAAUGGCUCUCGCCUCCCAGCCAUUCCCCGCAGUGCUACAAAUGGAAAGUCAGAGACCAUCACAGCUGAUGUCAAUCUCAACUUGAAGGAUGCCAAUGAUGUACCAAUUCAGUGUGAAAUCUCUCCUCUUAUCUCCUAUGCUGGAGAAGGAAUAGAAAGUUAUGUGGCAGAUAAAGAAUUCCAUGCACCGUUAAUCAUUGAUGAGAAUGGAGUCCACGAGCUGGUGAAGAAUGGUAUAUGAACCAGAAACCAAGUUCACCACAGUAAGAAUAGCUUUUAUUUUUGAUAGACCAACUGUGAACCUCAGGACCUCUCCUGGAAUACUCACGUUUGAAUAUCUACAGGGUUUCACCUUGCUUGUUGAACUCUUACAACUACUCCAUGUUCCCCAAGAUCCAGAUGACCGAGCUUCAGAAAGCAUUUUUAUGAUUUUCAGCUCAUUGAAGGUCUUAUUUAUAUUUUUUAACUGUGUGAUUUUUUUUUUUUUCCAAGCCAAGGAAAACAUUGGCCAUCCAGGAAAUUUCCUACAGCUUGGGUAUAGUCAGGGUAUUCAACAUCACUGUACUUGGAGCUGGAAACAUUUGUUUUCAAAGUUAUACAUAGUAAUUAAUAUGUCCUUAUAUGUAUCGAAAGGUUUCUAUGGUACUAAAAGUUUGUUUUAUUUUAUCAAAAAUUAAAUUUUUUUAAGAAAAUAAUUGGACAGUAAAAUAAACAUUUCUUCUUGUCU
Messenger RNA from Zalophus californianus (California sea lion), 2328 nucleotides. It is a transcript of the gene UAP1, whose product is annotated as UDP-N-acetylglucosamine pyrophosphorylase 1. The transcript has 11 exons. Lineage: Eukaryota; Metazoa; Chordata; Mammalia; Carnivora; Otariidae. The coding region runs from base 274 to 1842 and encodes 522 amino acids. Gene Ontology annotation, biological process: UDP-N-acetylglucosamine biosynthetic process. Gene Ontology annotation, molecular function: UDP-N-acetylglucosamine diphosphorylase activity. The record is from RefSeq and is a predicted model, not a curated record.